CCUCGCCCCGUUUAGAUCUUUCUUUCUAGACCUGUUUCUGUUUCUCUUGCUUUUCCUCUUCUUCCUUUUGAUACCCAGUCCCAACUCCCUUUCCGUUUGAGCUUUCUUUACCUGUCAGCCAUCAUAUACCAGUGACCGCUCUCAUGUCUAGUGCUGGCGUCGACCUCUACGAGGUCUUGGGCAUCUCCAAGGGUGCUUCCAAAGAUGACAUCCGCAAGGCUUAUCGCAAGGCCGCCUUAGCGAACCACCCCGACAAAGUCGCAGAGGCCGAGCGCGAAGACGCCGAGGUCCGAUUCAAGGCCGUCCAGGAAGCCUACGAUAUUCUUUACGACGAAGAGAAACGCGAGAUCUACGAUGCCCAUGGCAUGGGCGCCUUCAACGGCUCCGGAGAGCCUGGCAUGGGCGCGGGCGGGCCCGACUUGGACGAUAUCCUCGCGCAGAUGUUUGGUAUGGGCGGCAUGGGCGGCAUGGGCGGGAUGCCCGGAGGCCCGCAGGCGCGUAAGCCGCGGAGAAGCCCCAACGAGGAGCAGAAGUAUGAGGUGCGGCUGGAGGAUCUCUACAAAGGCAAGACGGUCCGGUUUGCGGUCACCAAGAACGUCAUCUGCUCCCUGUGUCAUGGGAAGGGAGGAAAGGAGCGCGCGACUGCGAGGCAGUGCGCUACGUGUGACGGCCAAGGUGUGAGGCAGGUUCUGAGGCAAGUGGGGCAGUUCAUGUCCCCGAGUAUGGUUACCUGCUCGACGUGUAGCGGCCACGGCGAGUAUUUCAUCGAUAAGGAGAAGUGCAAGAAGUGCAAGGGAAAGAGGACAUCGGAGGCGAAGAAGAUGUUGGAGAUUUACAUUCCUCGCGGGGCUAGGGAAGGAGAUAAGAUCAUCCUGGAAGGCGAAGCCGAUCAAGUGCCGGGCCAGGAACCCGGAGACAUUGUCUUUCACCUGGUGGAGGAGGAGCACGAGACAUUCAGACGGGCUGGCUCGGAUCUGACCGCCACGAUCGAUGUCACGCUGGCGGAAGCGCUGACGGGCUUCUCUCGGGUGGUGGUCAAGCACCUCGACGGACGCGGAAUCGAAGUCACCCACCCCAAGACUCCCGGCGAGGUGCUGUCUCCGGGCCAGGUCCUGAAGGUCCCCGGGGAGGGAAUGCCCGUCAAGCGCGGCGAUGCGCGUGGCGACCUCUACCUGGUCGUCAACGUCAAGUUCCCCGACGCGAAGUGGAAGCCCAGUGCCGCGGUCCUGGAGCACCUCAAGGAGAUGCUGCCCAAGCCGGAUGCUCCCAUCACGGCGGAGACGGUGGACGAGGUCGAGUAUGACCCCAAGGGCAACCUGGACGACUUCGGGGCCAACGACCCGGAAGGCGGAUCGGCGUGGGAGGAUGAUGAGGAGGAAGGCGAGACGGCGCAGUGCGCGACGCAGUAGUCUCUCUCUCUCUCUCAUUCUCUCUUCUCACACGCGUUGCGUUGUAGCCGUUGCCUGGGCUUUCCCCUUUCCGAGGACAUGAUACUGAUACCUUUUUUUUGUUCGCUCCUCUCAUGAUGAUAGAAUCGUUGGCUGCUUCUGGCUCCGCUCCUCCUCCUCUCCUCCUCCUCUCUGGCAUGGUGGGCGUUUCGGGAAGACUUUUGAUGGAUUGAUGGAUUAUUAAAAAAAAUGCAGAGUUAUGAAGAUGAUGAGCGUGAAUUGAAAAGUUGUUUAUAUACUUAGCUACCUUAGCCAUUACUUCCCCAAAC
This is a messenger RNA of Aspergillus heteromorphus CBS 117.55, 1717 nucleotides long. Its product is annotated as putative DnaJ domain protein (Mas5). NCBI's taxonomy places the organism in Eukaryota, Fungi, Ascomycota, Eurotiomycetes, Eurotiales, Aspergillaceae. The record is from RefSeq and is a predicted model, not a curated record. The transcript has 6 exons. Gene Ontology annotation, cellular component: cytoplasm. Bases 144 to 1409 code for a protein of 421 amino acids. Gene Ontology annotation, molecular function: Hsp70 protein binding; ATP binding. Gene Ontology annotation, biological process: protein refolding; response to heat.